Messenger RNA from Malassezia japonica, 1323 nucleotides. RefSeq lists its product as uncharacterized. The coding region runs from base 1 to 1323 and encodes 440 amino acids. NCBI's taxonomy places the organism in Eukaryota, Fungi, Basidiomycota, Malasseziomycetes, Malasseziales, Malasseziaceae. The transcript has 2 exons. Gene Ontology annotation, molecular function: translation initiation factor activity. The record is from RefSeq and is a predicted model, not a curated record. Gene Ontology annotation, cellular component: eukaryotic translation initiation factor 3 complex; cytoplasm. Gene Ontology annotation, biological process: cytoplasmic translational initiation.
AUGAGCUCGGAUCUAGUGUCGGUGCUGAACGACGGCACGCUCCGUGACUACACGGAGGAAUGCACGCUCCUGCUUUCGCGGUUGUACCCCGAGGCCCAGCGUGCCGAGUGGGUCGACGCGCUGGCGAAGGAGGCAACGGCCGCUGACGAGGCGCAGAGCCCCGAAGAAGGCGCCGAGAAAGCGCGCGAACUCGUCAAGAAGCUCGUGCACGCCACGCCGGGUGUGACUGACGGCACGGACCGCGAGGUCGAGGGUCUGUUUAACUUGCUUGUGACGCUUGUCGUGCGCAACUUUGCCGAGGACAGUGCCGAGCGUGCCUCGCUCCUGACGCACCUCGUGCAGAGCGUGAGCGACACGAGCUCGGCCGCCGCCGCCGAGCGCAGUGUGAUCAAGUACCGCAUCCUUGCGAACAUUUUCAACGUCCUCCCCCCCACCUCGUCCCUUCGUCUCGAUGUAUUCAGCGCGCUGCUUUCCCUCGCCUCGGUGAAUGGCGACGUGGACUUUUUGAACGCGGCGCUCAAGUCGCUCCCCGAAUGGCUCGCGCAGUGGGACGUGGCUGCGGACAAGAAGAAUGCAUGCCUCGCGAGCGUUUCGGCCGCCCUGCAGGCCCCUGACGCGGGCCCCGAGUGGGUGGCCAAGGCAUACCAGUUUGCGCUCCUGCACCUGCGUUAUAUCUCGAACGAGGCGUCGCUGUCGGCAGAUGUGCGCCGCGACGUCGCGGAAAAGAGCAUUGCAGACGUGCUCCGCCUGCCGAAGCUCUUUGAGAUGGAGGAGCUGCUCCACGUCAAGGCGGUGCAGGACCUGCAAGGCGCGCCCGUCUUUGAACUGCUCAAGAUCUUUGUCGCGGGCUCGCGUGCUGAGCUCGAGCAGUGGGCGUCGAAGAACAAGGAGGUGCUCACGCGUCUCGACCUCGAUCUCGACGCGCUGAGCCGCAAGAUGCGCCUCUUGGACCUCGCGACGCUCUGUGCGCGGAGUGUCUCUGCGGAGGUGUCCUACGCGGACAUUGCGCAGGUCCUCGGCGUGAGCGACGACGAGGUCGAGGCGUGGGUCAUUGAUGUGAUCCGUGCCGGCCUCGUCUCGGGCAAGCUUUCCCAAGUGAAGCAGUCCUUUAGGGUGUACCGCUCGACGCACCGCACCUUUGAAAAGCCGCAGUGGGAGUCGCUCGAGGAGCGCCUGACCCAGUGGCAAAAGAGCAUCCAGACGCUGAUUGCGACGAUUGGUACUGCCGGCGCACAGAACCGCGCUCCGAGCGCCGUGGCCGAGGCGGGCGCGCUUCCGUCGCAGGACGAGGCGCACGCCCAGGAAACGGCUGCUUCGUCGUAG